AUGAAGAAAGAGGUGGUGAUCGUGGUAAAGCCACAGAAGUCCGCCAAAGUGGUUGGGCUAAUGGUAGGUGACGAGGAGGGACUCGAGCUUGGUUCCCCUGAUGGCGAUGAAGAGGGUCCCAAAGAAGGUGACGAGGAGGGAGUCAACGACGGUUCCGCUGAUGGCGUGGACGUGGGAUGGCCGGAACUCCACGUGGGCGAGGCUGUUGGGGUGGCUGAAGGCGACGACGAAGGACCGCUCGAUGGUUGGAUCGAGGGAGAACUCGAUGGGCGGGAGCUUGGCAAGGACGAUGGGGCUCCAGACGGACCAGUGCUUGGAUUGGACGAGGGAACAUCCGAUGGAGCAGACGAAGGGAUGUCUGUCGGCUUUGGCGUUGGUGAGUCGGUAGGGGCCGACGAGGGUACCAUCGAUGGAGCAGAUGAUGGCAUUGUCUUUGCCGCCUCCAGAGCUGCUUGCCGAGUCAUCACGCCAUUCCUCAGAACAGUCCACAUGCCAUCUACCACAUUAUCGGUUUUGUCCGACAAGUAUUCUUCAAAGGAAGCACCCCCUUUUUCCAUGACGUCCACGUCCAUAUCGGCUCGAACAGCAGGAUCAGUACCCGAGUCGCCGUCCCUUGCGUUGGACGCAUCCAACGGCAUGAGCAAUAUCUUCUUCGUCUGCCUCACCAAGGGAGCACAGUCGUCUUCUCGGAAGGAAUUGGCAGCCGUACGAAACGCGUCUCGAACUUCUUCGUCGGUGUAG
Messenger RNA from Seminavis robusta, 741 nucleotides. The record is from the annotation of a GenBank genome assembly. NCBI's taxonomy places the organism in Eukaryota, Bacillariophyta, Bacillariophyceae, Naviculales, Naviculaceae.